Messenger RNA from Lotus japonicus, 2683 nucleotides. Its product is annotated as probable methyltransferase PMT4. NCBI's taxonomy places the organism in Eukaryota, Viridiplantae, Streptophyta, Magnoliopsida, Fabales, Fabaceae. Gene Ontology annotation, cellular component: cytoplasm. The transcript is spliced from 9 exons. The record is from RefSeq and is a predicted model, not a curated record. Gene Ontology annotation, molecular function: methyltransferase activity. Bases 462 to 2333 code for a protein of 623 amino acids.
CAUAAACAACAAAGCCACACGCAAUAACGUUACAAGGAAACUGGACCCAACUUCCCUUCUUUCAUUCUUAACUAACUCAACUCGCUUCUCCAACCAACCUAAACCCUAAAUUCCCCAUUGCACUGCAACUGCAUUCACCGCUCUGAUCCGAUUCCUGUUAAUCAGAAACGUUUGCAUUGUUUGAUUCUGUGAAUCGCUUUUCCAUUUCUGUUACAAGCGAUCUGAAUCGAUUCUGUGAGUGAUAAUUUCGUUCGUUCGUUCGAUUCAGAAUCGGUGUGAGGAGCUAUUGUUUGUUUCAAAUUUCAAUGCCUGCAUCGAUAGUAAGGGUUCAUGGUGGUGGUGGUAACACGUGUAGAAUCAUCCUCUCUCAUGUUAUGAUCACUUUUGGAGUUUUCCCUCUGCUGUUCUUAGAGCCUUGGAUUGGUGGAAUAUAGAAAAUAUAAAUUCAUUUAGAUUUGGACAUGAGAAGGUCCUGGUUCAACAAAUUGCACAUUAUUCUUGGCAUUAGAAGACCCUCAUUGAGCUGGUUAUUCGUGUGCUUCGUAAGCCUUAUCGCGCUGAUUCUCGUGUUAGGUUCUUCGCGGAAUGUUGUUGAUCCUGUGCCGUUACGCGGUGUUCCCGCGUCUCUGAUAUACACGAGCCAUGGGAGGGUUAAGGAGCAGGCUGCGGUUGAUUAUUUGGAGUUGAGGGCUGUGGAAAAGGGUGUGUCUGGUGGACAAGGGGAGCUUGGCCUUUGUGGAAAGGAAAGGGAGAAUUUCGUGCCUUGCUACAAUGUGUCUGCCAAUUUGUUGGCCGGGUUUAAGGACGGGCAUGAGUUCGACCGGCAUUGCGAGCUGUUGGUUGAACAAGAGAGGUGUUUGGUUCGCCCUCCGAAGGAGUAUAAAAUUCCCUUGAGGUGGCCAACUGGAAGGGAUAUCAUAUGGAGUGGGAAUGUCAAGAUAACCAAAAACCAAUUCCUGUCAUCUGGAAGUAUGACCAAAAGGUUAAUGCUACUAGAAGAUAAUCAAUUUGCUUUUCAGUCGGAGGAUGGACUGAUCUAUGAUGGUGUGAAAGAUUAUUCUCACCAAAUUGCUGAGAUGAUAGGGUUGGGAAGUGACACUGAAUUUCCUCAGGCUGGUGUUCGCACCAUACUGGACAUUAAUUGUGGAUUUGGUAGCUUUGGAGCUCAUUUGUUAUCCCUGAAAGUAAUGGCGGUUUGCAUUGCAGCCUACGAAGCAACAGGCAGCCAGGUUCAGUUGUCCCUUGAGAGAGGCCUUCCUGCUAUGCUUGGCAACUUUAUUGCUAGACAGCUUCCAUAUCCUUCAUUAUCAUAUGACAUGGUUCACUGUGCUGAGUGUGGCAUCAUUUGGGAUGAAGAAGAUGGAAUGUUCCUUAUAGAAAUUGAUCGUGUUCUUCAACCUGGAGGAUACUUUGUUUUAACCUUGCCCACAGUUAGGCCGCAUGAAAGUUCUUUACGAUUGAAAAAGAGAAACAUGUUGAUGCCAAUUGAAGAGCUGACUGAGCAACUCUGUUGGACUAUUCUAGCUCAGCAAGAUGAGACAUUCAUCUGGCAGAAGACUGCUGAUGUUGAUUGCUAUGCAUUUCGAAAGAAGAAUUCUAUACCACUAUGCAAAGAAGGUGAUAAUGCUGAGGCAUAUUAUCAACCUCUUGUAUCAUGUAUAAGUGGGACCUCAAGCAAGCGUUGGAUUGCAAUACAGAACAGAUCCUCUGGAUCUGAACUGAGUUCGGAUGAGCUUAGAACUAAUGGAGUUCAGCCUGAAGAUUAUUUUGAGGACUUAGAAGUCUGGAGAUCAGCUCUCAAGAAUUACUGGUCUUUGCUUACACCACUAAUAUUCUCUGACCAUCCAAAGAGACCAGGAGAUGAAGAUCCACUACCUCCAUUUAACAUGUUACGCAAUGUGAUGGACAUGAGUUCUAAAUAUGGGGGCUUGAACACUGCCCUCUUGGAAGAGAAAAAGUCAGUUUGGGUCAUGAACGUUGUUCCUGCUAAGGCUUCUAAUUCACUUCCUCUUAUAUUAGAUAGAGGUUUUGUUGGUGUUAUGCAUGACUGGUGUGAACCUUUCCCCACUUACCCUCGGACAUAUGAUUUGCUUCAUGCAAAUGGACUUCUCUCUCAUCUUGCAUCAGAGAGGUGCAGCAUGAUAAACUUAUUUUUGGAAAUGGAUAGAAUACUGCGACCAGAGGGAUGGGUGAUUCUAUCUGAUAACGUUGGAGCUAUAGAGAUGGCUCGCACACUUGCAGCACAAGUAAGCUGGGAAGCAAGGUUAAUUGAUCUUCAGAAUGGCAGUGACCAACGGCUUCUUGUUUGCCAGAAACCAUUUUUGAAAAAAUGAUUGAUCUGCACUAUCAUGUCUCAUCACCAUGGAGGAUGGACAUGAUUUUUUGUUCUGAGAAGGGAUUUUUUUACAGGGCACAGGUUGUAUAUAUUGCUGAGCCCCGGCACUUUUUUCAUCUUUUUGCACAAUUGGGUCGGGAUGAAUGUGGAAAGCUGUAGAUGGUGAAGGUUCACGUUGAAGUUAGCUCCAAUUCUUUUUAUUUUAUUUUUUUGUCAAAGGUGUUUGUAGUGAUUCAUUCAUUUUAUAUCUUGGUAGCAUCUGUAUUGUGCUUAUUCAUUUCUUUAUUGAUCAUUGGACUUUAAAGAAUAUAAAUGGCCACGAAAUUCUAGAAUGAGAUUGAGAGUUCA